Molecule: messenger RNA, 3107 nt
Organism: Dermacentor albipictus
Lineage: Eukaryota; Metazoa; Arthropoda; Arachnida; Ixodida; Ixodidae
Product: neprilysin-like
Biological process (GO): protein processing
Cellular component (GO): plasma membrane
Molecular function (GO): metalloendopeptidase activity
Source: RefSeq, a predicted model, not a curated record
ACGAGACACGAGUGAAGAAGAAGAGCUCGAGCAUUUCGAGAAUACCUCUUAGUUCGCCUGAAAGAUUGACGUCGGAUGGAGAAAGUAACGCAAGGUGACGGUGGCCGAAGACCGACGGGCUCGGCGAAUGAAGUUUCAACCCUCACAAUCGCGCCGCCUCUCCAGGCCCCGAGCGAGUCUUCCAACGUUGGCCGAGCAACGACUGGUCCUUCAGCUCCCACCAUCACGGCCCUUGCUGGACGCUCUCGGCGACCUCGAAACACGUUAUCAUCCACCUCUUCGUCCGCCUCGCAAGCCCACAUCGCCGUCCCCCUGGAGCAGACGAAGCACUCUUCGAGUAUUUCCCGAACCGUGUGUUCGCGCUCAGAAACAGCUGAACCAGUUCCGCUCACCCAUGGCAUCCAGUCGUCCACUACAGCGUCUGUUUCUCCCCGGCCGAAGGAGGAGCUGGCGUCGUCAUCUAAGAACGCCCUCCAGGCCACCAGCCGCACUGGCCGUAGUCGCACGGACGACCUUACGCGCGAAGACCGCAAGGCUCGCCGACGUCAAGAGUCCAGUGUGGAAGCUUCCCCACUUUUCCCGGCGAUUCGCGCUUCUCACGAAUCUCGUCCAGCCGCCACCGGCACCGAGGGUUCUGCAGAGAAGACAAACCUGCCGGAGGCUAUUGUUAGCAGCAAGCAGCGUUGCCAAGAGUUGCCGGUCGGAGCUGAGCUGAGAACGGAAGUCGGCGCUCCUUCUCCAUCAAAGGCGCAACCGCAGCAUUCCACAGUGAACCGGGAUUCCAUCCUAGACAAGGGAAGCGUCAUGCAUCGUCCCGAUACGGUGGUUUCUGGACCAGCAGCGGCCCCUAAGAAAAUCCGCCGAAGCCUAACCGCGGCUAAUAUCAAGCGGAGGUUACAGACUGCCCUUGGUACCACGCCUGGCGCGACUGCAUUCACUCCUAACAUCCAGGACCUCCUUCAACUGAAAAAGCCGUCCUUGGACCAGCAGUCGCUAUGGCAAAGCCUACGCGCAGUCAUUCUCGAGGGAGCACCCCAGCACCGCCGGACGCUCAUCUAUUUGCUGUUACUAUGUGCGGCGGCUGGAAGUCUACUUCUGGGCUUACUCAUGUUUGGGAUGUUCAGUGGGCAAAAUCCGAGUGCAGUCAAAGUUUGCGCAAAUAACGACUGCGUAGGUCACGUGGCAACGCUCAGUUUGGCCCACAGCGAGGACAUCGCCAGACCCUGCACCAAUUUUGCCCAAUUUGUGUGUUCUGGAGUAAAGAACAAGUACAGUUCCUUGGCAAACAGCAUCGUUAUGCAAAGUAUACUCCACCAAACAGAACAAGUUAUCAGGCAACACGUGAACCAUUCAGUCUUCAACAGACCCUCCCAAAUGUUCCGCAGGUGCCUUGACGCAAACAGUCGUGACGACGGCACGCUGAAAUUUUUUGUCGACUUUUUACGCGACAAGAGCUUCGCCUGGCCGACCCCUGAUGAAGCAGACGCUUUCCCGGAUGCCAGCUCUAGAAACUACUCGCAACCACUGAAAAUAUUGCUCGAUCUCGCAGUGACGUGGGCGAUGCCACUCUGGUUCCGUUGCGACCUCAUCGUUCGACGUGAGCGUAGUGACCGUGCUCUUAGGCUUGCUCCAUCUCCUUUUGGGCAUGUAGGAAAAAUAUUUCACGACAUCGCAGUGAGUACCAACUUAUACGCUACCUAUGUUGAGUUCAUAGCAAGCAUCCUCUUCACGCUUCGAAAGCCAACACCUGCGUUUGCUUAUUUUGUCCGGCACAGUAAAAGCAUGCAUGAAGAGAUCUACAACAACUUAUCGAUCACUGUCACGAGUUCAAAUUUCGAUGCCAAGAAAGUUCUAUUGUGGGAGAUACCCUCGUUUUUGGCAGAGCUCACGGUCAACGACUGGCAGAGGGCGCUGAGAACAGUGUAUGAUGUGCAUCCUCCGAUCAGCCGCGACGACAUAGUUUUUGUGACAAACCACCGGCUACUAGUCGUGAUGUCCACACUCUUCGAAAACUACACACCGCAAGAAAUUGCGUUUCACGUCGUGUGGUGGUUCGCUCAGAUCGGCUGCACCCUCGCGAGUAGCGUCCUGUUCAACUCCCUCAGCAGUGUCCGGCUCGGAACUCACCUGCAAUCCGCAUAUUGCAUCACUCUAGCCAAGUUGUUCUACAACAUUUUGUUGGCGGCUGCGGCCAAAGCUGAUACUUCCAUCCCAGAUCAGAUGAGGAUAACUAACUAUUUCGAAAACGUAAAGACUGUUGCUGUUGAAAAACUCGGAUCUAUGACGAAUAUCGAGAACUUCACAAACGACGCAUUCCAGAGCAUGCUCAUGAAGACGGAAACUGUCCUCUGGCCCAGCGGCAGUUUAGCAAGCACGCAAGGCUUGCAACUUCACUACGGUCCAGCGUAUAACGGCUCCAUCGGAUUGAUUGGUGAAGUGCUUGAGACAGUUCGUUUCCCGCAGCGCUUCAUCGGAACAUACGAAAGCAGUGUUGCUGCGAAGAUAUUGUUUCCUACGGGUGCACGCCUGACAUCCUACGAUACUGCACAGAACGUCAUCUCUGUGGCGACAGACCUGCUCGGGCCGCCUUUCUACUAUUCUAGUGGCACCAGCGCCAUGAUAUACGGCGGGCUUGGCUUUGUUUACGCCAUGGAGGUUGUGAUCGCAUUGAACAGCAUGAGUGCUCUAAUCUACGACAACCUCACUUCGACCCCGAUCCAGUCGUUGGGUGGGAGCCUCUGGGUCCCACCAUCGUGCGAGAAUCGCGAUUUACUUUUUCCGGAGCAACCAGCGCUGGCCUUGGCCCACGCGGCAUACCUGCGCUUUCGUGACGCGGAUUCGGACCUCCCUCUGAAAGGCUUAAGCUUCAGCCCGGAACAGAUAUUUUUCAUUACCUUUUGCCACGCUACGUGUUUGUUCUACCCGAACAAUACCCAUUUUUCACCGGCCUGCAACGAAGCGGUGAAGAAUUUUGCACCGUUUUCGAAAGCAUUUUCCUGCCCGAAGGGUUCAGAAAUGAAUCCUGCAAUGAAGUGCGGAUAUCUCUAGUAUAUUUAUUCUCUAAUAUUUGUCCGUAUCAUGCAGUAAAGUCAUCUAUGUCGCCGAUG